Messenger RNA from Condylura cristata (star-nosed mole), 1388 nucleotides. RefSeq names its product tryptophan rich basic protein (gene GET1). Gene Ontology annotation, biological process: tail-anchored membrane protein insertion into ER membrane. The coding region runs from base 84 to 608 and encodes 174 amino acids. NCBI's taxonomy places the organism in Eukaryota, Metazoa, Chordata, Mammalia, Eulipotyphla, Talpidae. The record is from RefSeq and is a predicted model, not a curated record. The transcript is spliced from 5 exons.
CAGUGCGCAGGCGCGAGCGCGACGGCCGGCGUGGUCCCCAUGGAGCUGCUGUAGCGGGGCUGGAGCGUCCGCGAGCGUCCGGGAUGAGCGCGGCGGAGGCCGACCGCUGGGCGUGGCUGCUGGUGCUCAGCUUCGUGUUUGGGUGCAAUGUCCUCCGGAUCCUCCUCCCGUCCCUGUCCUCCUUCAUGUCCAGGGUGCUGCAGAAGGAUGCAGAGCAGGAGUCACAGAUGAGAGCCGAGAUCCAGGACAUGAAGCAAGAGCUGUCUACCGUCAACAUGAUGGACGAAUUCGCCAGAUACGCCAGGCUGGAAAGAAAGAUCAACAAGAUGACAGACAAGCUCAAGACGCACGUGAAAGCCCGGACAGCUCAGUUGGCCAAGAUCAAAUGGGUGAUAAGUGUCACUUUCUACGUGUUGCAAGCUGCCCUGAUGGUGUCGCUCAUCUGGAGGUACUACGCCGUCCCCGUGGCCGUGGUGCCGAGCAAGUGGAUGACGCCACUGGACCGUCUGGUGGCAUUUCCCACCAGGGUGGCAGGUGGUGUUGGGAUUACCUGUUGGAUUUUGGUCUGUAACAAAGUCGUGGCUAUUGUGCUCCACCCUUUCAGCUGAGGAGGAAGAGGAAGGCAGCCCGACACUUUAAAGAUGGUUUUUGCUUGGUCAAAGCCUCAUUUACACUGCUGCUUUCCUCUUUAAGAAACAGAAGGUACAGGUUCGGUUUUUGUUCGUGUUUUCCUAGGACUUGAACUGAGCUUCUUACAAGAAACACGAUUGUGGACACUUGUCACUGAGCCGCAAAGGCCCCUGCCGCGCUCGCCAGCCCGGCGCCGGGGGAGCCCAGGGUGUCGCCUGGAGUCACCCAGGGGCACCUGAGAUUUGCACGGUUGGCGUAACUUAAAGGUCGCAUGGCCAAGGGGAAAGUCAGAAUUUUCUAGUAAUUUAUUUAAAAAAACCUUUGUUAUUUGUAAUCCAUAUUAGGAGGGAACUUAAUAUCACUACUGGAAUCUGCAAAUUCCUUUUCUGCUCCCACACCGCGUACCAAAGGGCUGACACUAACGGACGCAGCUGCGCUCUGUCCUCACUGAGCCCGUGGGCAGCGCGGUGUGGCGCUGUCUCCUCGCCUGUGGCUGUUGAUUUUUCAUCACUGUGAUUUGUGACUGUAUUCAUGAGCCCAGACUGCAUUGUGUUGUGCUUGAAUUGUAUGUUCAGUAUUGAAGCAUUUCAUGUGACGUGCAUUUUAUAAACACUUGAUAGUCACGCUCUAAAGAACACAGGUACAGACGCCCCAGGAAGCCUGACCAAGUUAACUAAGUGGAUGUGUUCGCUGCGAAGGUGUAAUUCUGCUGUUUCUCAGAACACUAUCUUCCCCCUAAUUAAAAUCUCUGCAAGCUC